Messenger RNA from Phyllostomus discolor (pale spear-nosed bat), 3689 nucleotides. RefSeq names its product chromosome 3 C16orf96 homolog (gene C3H16orf96). Bases 271 to 3597 code for a protein of 1108 amino acids. NCBI's taxonomy places the organism in Eukaryota, Metazoa, Chordata, Mammalia, Chiroptera, Phyllostomidae. The transcript has 17 exons. The record is from RefSeq and is a predicted model, not a curated record.
AACAUUCAUCAACUAUUAAUUGAGUACCUACUCUGUUCCACUCCAGACCCUUGGAAGCACGCCCACUGCCACAUUCUUUGGUAUCCCAGCAACAAAAAAACUCUCACCUGAACUCUGGCCAGGACAGAGGCCAUUUUCCCUCUGACUGCUGUCACUUGCAGCUUCUCUGGGUCUCUGAGCAUCUGUUCGUGCAGCUUGUGGAUCCAGUGAAAGCCACCACUUGUCCCCAAAGGUGCCCAGAACCCCAUUCCCACCAACACCCCUGGUAGAAUGAGCUUCUCACUCACAUUCUCUGAGCUGGUCAACAUCGCCAUCCCACAGUGCGGUGUGGUGAACUUCAAGGCCAUGCACCUUCUGCUCCAUGGCAUCCUGGAGCACAUCCAAAUGGCUGAGCUUAAGAAGGUCCUCUCGGGGGAUGAGGACUUCCUCCAGUCCUCGCAGGCUGUGUUCAUGCCCCGGGAAGGAGAUGCUCAGCCCAUCCUCAACCCCAUGAAAAGGCUGAACAAUGUCUUUGACCACGUGGUGAGCCGCAUUGACAAGAUGGAGAGCCAGAUGGCCACGCUGCAGGACCUGCCCUCUACCUCUGAGCUGGUGCAAGCCAGCCAGGGGGCCUGCCGGCCAGCCCAGGAACUAUGGCAGCUGAUAAAGCUCCGGAAGAUGGUGGAAGGCAAUGAAGAAGCCACUGAGAAGUCCAUGAAGACCCUGCAGGAUUUGCUCAUUGACAUUCGUGCACUGAAGGCCACCACUGAAACCCUCCGGAAGGAUGUGGACAAGCUGAUGGACAUAGUUAAUAAGAUACAUGUGGAAAGAAUAGCCACUUUCUUUGAUGAUUUGAAAGGGCAGAAUCGGAAGAUGAACGCGCUGCAGCGGGAUGUGGCUAUUCUCCAGAACAAGAUUCUCACCAUCCCCAAAACUGAGGAAUUGGUACUCUGGAGCAGCCUCCAUGAGGCUAUGUUCACCCCAGGAGCUACUUCACUGCAGCUGGAGGAUUCUGAUCUGUGGCAGAUUACAGAUCAGCUCCAAGAGACUGACCUUCCCCAGACCACCAAGUACCUUGAAACUGCUCAUCAGGGCCAGAUCUCAGAGGCUGUCCAACUCCCCAAGCUCCUGGAUACCACUUUGCAUUACCAGGUCCCAGAGAAACUACAGGAGGAGGAGUCUACCCGGGCAGUUCCACUCACUGCGGCACCGGGGUUGGGGAAGCCUCAGGUGCUGGAGCGUCAGCCAGCAGCCAAGACUGGGUCUGCACCUGGACCCAGGCCUGGUUUGAUGCCGAGGCCAGAGCCUAAGUCCAUGCCUGCACUUGGACCCAGGCAGGGGCCCCAUCUGACACCUGACUUCACACUAGCACCUUGGCUUCCAUUCAUACCUACGCCUGCCCAUGAACCUGGGCCUUCCUCUGGACCUGGGCCUGCCCCUGGGCUUGAGACUGAGUUCGGACCUGGGCCUGUCCCUGGGCUUGAGACUGCAUUUGGACCUGGGCCUGCCCCAGGCCCUCAACUCGCCCCACCAGGAAUCUGGCCUUUUAUGCCAGGUAGCUGGCCUUUAAUGCCAGGUAGCUGGCCUCCUCCCAGAGGCUUGCCCUGGCCUAGUGCUGGGCCUUUCUGGGACUUAGGUUCCAUGCAGCCUAGCCAAGGCCCAAGGGGCCCCCAGCCCCCAGGCUUGAGGGCCCCACCACCAGCCACAGAACUUGGCUCUGCUUGGCCUUAUCCACGGUCAUCACACUCUCACCGUGCAGAGGUGCACGAGCUCCCAGUUGUCUCAGAAAGUGCGGAAGAAGAGGACUUACCUUACGAGAAAAUAUCUCAGGAUGAAGCCCCCAGAGCUGAGGCCCCCAAGGAACUGGCCCCUAAGGAAUCCCAGAUUGCCCUUCAAAAGAUGAAAACCACUGCUGCCGUUGCAGCUGCCGCCGCUGCCGCCUAUGCAGCUGCUGCAACCUCAGCAGCCCGGGCAGCCGGGAUUGCUGCCAAGGUCGUCAAAGAUGCCCCCGCCACCAAACUGGCCACGGUAGCAACAACCGUGGCCGCAUCUGGGCCCUUAGGGGUCUUUGCAGAUGUCAUGGGCGCUGGGUCUUCCCGUGGGGCCACAGGCUCCGUGGUCUUCCCUAAUGACACCGAGAUGGAAGACUUGCAGGAGCUAGACUACGGUGACCUCUGGCCUUCUUCACAUGUUGCUACUGCCUUCAUCCCACCCGAUACUGCCUUCUCCCAGUCCAUGCUCGCAGCCAAACAAGCUGUGACCCCCGAAGACAAGAAGAAGGCCGUCAAGUAUUCCAUGAGCCACAUAGCGCAGAUACCUAUUCGACACGACUCCCUGAAAGAAGAGCUUGUCCAGCUGUCAACCAACUUGGAACAGCGCAUAGGUUAUCUAGCUAGUAUGGGAGCCUCUGCCAAGAUUGGGACAACAGUGGACAUACUGCAAGAAAAGCUUGGCAGUCUCCAGAAAUCCAGGAUGCAGGAAGAGGAACUCGAGAGAGUUUGGGGCCACCAAAUAGCAGUGGUAAAGGAUCACUACAUCGUGCUGGACAGGGCAGUGGAACAAAUCCAUAUUCGCCUGGACGAGUUAAAGAUUCUCCGAGCUCAAAUAAAAGACCUAGAAAUGCGCAAGGUAGACAAAAAUGCGAUGGAGCAGGAGUUGAAAGAGAAAGCCGACAGGAGCACCCUGGCAGGCAAGGCAAGCCGGGUUGACCUGGAGGCGAUGGCAGUGGAGAUGAACGAGAUGAUGCAGAGCAUGCUAUUCAGGGUCGUGUCCCAUGAGGAUGACUGGAAGAAGGUUGUGGAGCAGCUCAGCAAGGACCUGGGCACCAAGCUGGUCCACAGGGAUUUGGAGGAUCUAAAGAAAGACAUAAAUGAGGUCGAGCAAUUAGUCAAGAAGCUGCUAAUUGAAGGCCUCCGAUUUGAUCCAGACAGCGCUGCCGGCUUUAGGAAGAAACUGUUUGAGCGGGUGAAAUGCAUUUCCUGCGACCGGCCUGUGGAGAUGAUGACUGGACCACACCUCAUCACCAUCCGCAAAGCCCAACUGCUGUCUCGGCUUCGUCCAGCUAGUGCCAACAGCUACGAGUACCUCCAGCGGCAACAGAUGAGGGAACAGCAGCGGCUGAAGCAGCUUCAGGACCUCGGAGACAAGGACUGGAGUGAUGGCCCUGGGAAUGACGCCAACCACAAGCUCAAGUCAUAUAACUUGUCAACACUCUACCCCUAUGGGGACCCUGAGUUGCUGGACUAUGAUACUGCCGAGGUGGACAUCCUGGGAGUGGACGGGAUCCUGUACAAGGGCCGAAUGAACACCCAGGACGGGGCACAGCCACUGGCCAGUGUGGAGAAGGAGUCGGCUGCUGUGAAGGUUCCACAUCCCCCGGCUCGAAACCUGUAUGACCGCUUGGGUGCCACCUACCCCUCCCUGCACCCCCGUGCCAUCAUCCGCUCAGCCACCUCCAGCCCCCACCCAAUGCUGCCAGCUCGGCCUCCGUCUACGCCCCCGCUGCCACUGCUGCCGCCGCUGAUGCCGUCCCUGCAGGACCCCUCACAGGCCUCAGGGUCCACCAGGCACCCAAGGUCUCAGCGCUUCGAAUCCCGAGCCAGCACGCGGCCCACCUAGGAGCCUGACAGCCCAACUCUCCAAGGACUGUGUCCAAAUGGGAACAAGCUCUCCCUGACCCGGGUCUACGCUGCCCGCUGUGGGCACUGGCA